Molecule: messenger RNA, 1089 nt
Organism: Verticillium nonalfalfae
Lineage: Eukaryota; Fungi; Ascomycota; Sordariomycetes; Glomerellales; Plectosphaerellaceae
Exons: 7
Coding region: 1-1089 (362 amino acids)
Biological process (GO): proteolysis
Molecular function (GO): cysteine-type peptidase activity; deNEDDylase activity
Source: RefSeq, a predicted model, not a curated record
AUGCUUGAGAGCCAAGGUCGACCGACCACCCCAAGCGGCAGCCGCCUCCGCGACUUUGCCGACCUCGCCUUUCGUCCCUCACGUCGCAGCCACAGUCGCAGCCGACACUCGAGCACUUCGAGCGGCGAAUCUCUCACAGCAGCGCCUGUCCACUCGAGCUCGCCAAAGCCCGAGUCGCGCCUCGCCAUGCCGUUUCGCAAAAUGGCCCGCCACUUUGGCGACUCUGUGAGCCCCCUCCCCAAGAACCCAGACAGCUACCGGGACGAUGCGACGCGGCCUAAAUCGCUGACGUACUGUCUCGUAGCUUUCGCCGCAUUCAACCGUCCUGUCGUACCACGACAUCACUCGUACGUCGCUCCCGUCGGGCCAGGCCUUGCGCUGCCCGGUCCAUGCUCCCGUUGCUCACCACCGCCGCCAGUUACAUACGAAGAUCUCAAGGCGUUGAAGAAUGACUGGUUGACGGAUAACAACAUUGCUUUCUGGGAAGAAUACCUCGAACGCGAACUGCUUCCCAAGUACCCGCAAGCCCGCAUCAUCCUUUUGCGCCCCUCCAUGACAUUCCUCCUCAUGAAGGAACCCGAUAUGCGCGCCAUUCGAUCUGCGCUGCCUGACUUUUCCAAGGUCACCCACAUCUUCCUUCCAAUCAACGACGCUCGCAACGUUGCACAGGCCGAGGGCGGUUCGCAUUGGUCCCUGCUCCUCGUAUCGGCUAUUGACGGUGUCGCGUUUCACUAUGAUUCUCUCGGCGGCGCGAACUAUCAGGAAGCUCGUCUCGCCACUCGCAAAAUGUCCGAGAUCCUUAACCGCCCGUUGCGCUUCCUCAACCUCGAAGACUGCCCGCAACAGGAGAACGGCUCUGACUGUGGCGUCUUCGUCUGCAUCCUGAUGCGCCACCUGCUCGUCAAGCGGCUGCUCAGCGCUAACGCCCGCGAGAAGGUCAGCAUGAGCAUGGGCAAUAAGAUGAUUGACAGCCACGGUGGCAGGAAGGAAAUGUUAAAGAUUAUCGAAAGUUUCCGUAAGGAAGGCGAGAGGAGACGAUCAAGAAGCGCAUCGCCUUAUUCGUCCAAGACACCGCCGCGGAUCGAGUAA